Molecule: messenger RNA, 1007 nt
Organism: Helianthus annuus (common sunflower)
Lineage: Eukaryota; Viridiplantae; Streptophyta; Magnoliopsida; Asterales; Asteraceae
Exons: 2
Coding region: 151-537 (128 amino acids)
Source: RefSeq, a predicted model, not a curated record
ACCACACAAACACGCACACACCCAGAUCUUCCCUCUGCUCUUUCUUCUUCAACUUAGAAAACCCUAACUCUAAAACUCCUCUCUCAAUCACAGCAUAGCAGACCCCUCAACACCUCCACUUUCCGCUUUCGAUCUCCCUGCUGGCGAGCCAUGGGGAGGAGCCGGCAACAAUUUCCGGCGAGACACCCUCUCCCCUCUGAUCUUCGUUAUUCCGACCACCACAGUCCUCACACACCUGUGACAGAGAAGUACGGAGAGAGAAAGAUGAGGCGGUGGAGGCGGCGACGGUGGAGCUUUUCACCGACACAUUUUCGGAUGAUGUUGAUGAUGAUGGUGGUGACGACGGCGGCUGUGUCGCCACCGUCUACGACGGUGGGCGCUGGUGGCAGUGGUGGUGGUUGUUUUCAGCUCGGGUUCGGGUAUAGGGCUCCGGAUUCGUUAGCUCAGAUUCUGGUCACGUUUAAGCGGGUCAGCUCAGUUAGUCGGGUCUCUUUUCAAGUUCUGUGCAACCCGGUUCGGGUUCUGGGUCAAAGCUAGUCAACGGGUUUUGAUUUCGGUUCGGUUGACUCAGUCAAACCGAGUCAACUCGGUCAACACCCGAGUCAACUCGGGUCAACAAAUGGUCAACUGUUAGUCAACAGAUCAACAACUGGUCAACGCCAGUCAAACAUCAUCUCGGGUCAGUUUUGAGUAUGCGGUUUACUUUUGGUUCAGUCUCGAUUCACCUCAAGUUUGUUCGGUUCGACAGGUUCGGAUUCAAUUCAAUACGGGUCAGAAAGUCAACAAAAGUCAACUCUGGUCAACCAGUCAACUGUCGGGUCAACCCGUUAAGCGCAAGACGCGGUAAAGUUUUAACGACGCGAAAAUUAGUUUAGAUUGAUAUAGUUUUUAGAUAUCUUUUUUUUUACUACGCGAAUCGAGCUCGACCCGACUAACUAACGAUUUUACAUUUAGUGACUUUGUUUCGUAUUCGACGUUUUGAUAUAUUUAACAUAAAAAUUAUAUAA